CUUCCUGUGCCCCAGCCUCAAUUUUUCUCCAGCCGCUGGAAGGUGUUCAUUUUCCACCAGGACGUUAUUUGGGGGUACUUACUGUAGGAUUCAGGGUGGGUGCCGAUAAGGACGCUGCUAAGGCACGGGCUGCAGGAAGAAGUCUGUGCAGCUGCGCUCCAGGGAUGUCUAGCGCCCCUGGGCACGAGGAAGGGACCACUUACAUGUGUUAGUGGCUAAUAGUUAUUUCCCACCUGUCAAAGAUUUUGCAGAAACACAGCUCCCAGCUGCAGUGAGACCCAAGUACUGCCUGGACCAGGAUGGCUAGAGAAUCGAAGGAAAGCGCAGCCUUGUACUCCCAAUCUGCAGACGACCGGACGGGGAUUCUGAUGGUGAAGGUGGAGCAGGAGGAAGCCUCCGCCUUGUCUGCAGAAGCGGGACCACUCGGCAGCUCCACUCCAUGCUCCGAGCGCUUCCGCCAGCACUUCCGGGGAUUCCGCUACCCGGAGGCUGAGGGGCCCCGCCAGGCGCUGAGCCGCCUCCGGGAGCUCUGCCAACUAUGGCUGCGGCCCGAGAUGCACAGCAAGGAACAGAUCCUGGAGCUGUUGGUGCUGGAGCAGUUCCUGACCAUCCUGCCCGGGGAGCUGCAGAGCUGGGUGCGGGAGCAGCAUCCAGACAACGGGGAGGAGGUGGUGGUGCUCUUGGAGUGUUUGGAGAGGCAGCUGGCUGAGCCCAUGCCGCAGCUCCCAGGUGGAGAACAGGGGCAAGAACUGCUCUGUUGCAAGGUGGCAGUGUUGACACCAGCUCAGAGCUCUAUGUCGAAGCACUCAAGAGCUAUUAAAAAUAUUUUUAAAACAACAGUAAAAAUCCUCAUGUGCUGUCCACUUGUUAUUUCAGGUGGUGAAAUACAGACCGAGAUCAGGGAGUUACAUCCAGGUGAGGAACAUCCAGUACGAGAGUCUGGGGAAAUACUGUGCCACUUGGGUGAAGACAUUGCCCGGAUUCCUACACGUGCAGAAGCUGGUGAACAGGAGGGUGGGUUACAAAGAAAGCGGAAAAAUGACACUGGGAGGAGACGGCACAUUUGCCAUGAAUGUGGAAAGAGUUUUGCUCAGAGUUCAGGGCUGACUAAACACAGGAGAAUCCACACUGGGGAGAAACCCUAUGAAUGUGAGGAUUGUGGCAAGACCUUCAUUGGGAGCUCUGCCCUCAUCAUUCAUCAGAGAGUCCACACUGGUGAGAAACCAUAUGAGUGUGAAGAAUGUGGGAAGGUCUUCAGUCAUAGUUCAAACUUGAUCAAACAUCAGAGGACUCACACUGGGGAGAAGCCCUAUGAGUGUGACGACUGUGGGAAGACCUUUAGCCAGAGCUGCAGCCUCCUUGAACAUCACAAAAUCCACACUGGGGAGAAGCCAUACCACUGCAACAUGUGUGGGAAAGCUUUUAGGCGGAGUUCACAUCUCCUGAGACAUCAGAGGAUCCAUGGUGAUAAAAAUGUUCAGAAUCCUGAACCUGGAGAGACCUGGGAGAGUCAGGGUAGGAUGGAAGGCCAGUGGGAAAAUGUUGAGGUUCCUCUGAAGUAUAAAUGCAGCGAAUGUGAGAAAAGUUUCACUGGGAAUAGAAGCCUUAUAGAACAUCAAAAAAUCCACACUGGUGAGAAACCCUUCCAAUGUGAUGCAUGUGGAAAAGGCUUCACCCGAACUUCAUACCUUGUUCAACAUCAGAGAAGCCACGUUGGGAAAAAAAUUCUGACACAGUGACCCAAGUCACACAUGCCACAGUUGCUGCUCAUUCCUCAUUGAACUGAAGCCACCCUGGAGCCCAUCCUGACUGCUUAAACUGUGGGCUGGGGCUUCAUUUACAACUACUAGUCAUCAGGAGUUUGUUAGAAGAUACAGAAUCUGAGAUGAAUUAUCUUCUGCAUUCUAGAAGGUGAUGGGCAAAAAACUUGUUUGAUAGGAGAACUACAUGAGUGUUGACUGCAAGAUACAGGACCUGAAAGGGUUUUUUCUCACCUAUUGGACUUAAACAGGCUACCAGACAGGCUAAUUACCCUCAACAGGCCCUUGAUGAUGUCUCCUGGGCAACUGGCUGUGAUUUGGGGCCUGCUGCUCUGGCCAUUUAUUUGGCCUUCACCAGUUGGUCAGAUCAUGAUGUCUUAUACUCCCCAUUGUGCCUUGCAUACAGGUGCUGUGAUUAUUUAUUAAAUAGAUCAGUGAAAUGAC
Messenger RNA from Manis javanica (Malayan pangolin), 2204 nucleotides. The record is from RefSeq and is a predicted model, not a curated record. Lineage: Eukaryota; Metazoa; Chordata; Mammalia; Pholidota; Manidae.